This is a messenger RNA of Hyposmocoma kahamanoa, 2826 nucleotides long. It is a transcript of the gene SCRB4, whose product is annotated as protein peste-like. Bases 304 to 1800 code for a protein of 498 amino acids. The record is from RefSeq and is a predicted model, not a curated record. Lineage: Eukaryota; Metazoa; Arthropoda; Insecta; Lepidoptera; Cosmopterigidae. Gene Ontology annotation, molecular function: scavenger receptor activity. The transcript is spliced from 10 exons. Gene Ontology annotation, cellular component: cytoplasm; membrane.
UCAGUUGCCCGGCAGACGUCGUCUUGUAUGGACGUAUGUAUGUGAAUUGUGUGCUCAAAACAUCGAUAAAUGUGUUCUUGAGAAAGAAAAGUUUUAAAACUAUUUUUGAUAUAUUUGUAUGACAAUAAAAUUAAGUUUAGAAAAAAAUAUUAAUUAAGUUUUUUUCGAAUAUUGUUAAGAUACAUUUGUCACAAAGUUGAUAUUGAGUGAAUUUAUUUUAUAAACAAUAUUUCCCGGGGGUUAAUGUUAUUUGAUCGUAUCAGAGAAUUAUAGAGAAAGCUGAAAGCGUGGUGCGGAGGCGGUAUGCGCGGGCGUAUGCCACGAUGGCGCUGCAUUGUGGGGGCCGUUGCCACGAUGCUAGCCGUGGCCGCCCUCGUUGCUGCUUUUACUUGGGGCGCUAUUUUUGAUUCCGUGUUAGCUUCUAAUCUGGCUCUGACACCAACGUCGAGAUCAUUCCAAAACUGGCAGGCGCCCUCGGUGCCUAUCUACUUCGAAGUGUUUCUUUACAACUGGACAAAUGCUGAGCAGUUCCCCCACGAGAAACCCAAUUUGGCUCAAAUAGGUCCAUAUCGCUUUCGCGAGGAGCGUUCGCAUGUCAAUAUCACCUGGAAUAACCACAACGGCUCCAUUGCGUACCGGACACUCAGACGCUUCUUUUUCGACCCUCUUACCAGCAAUGGCACCCUGAAGGAUAAUGUCACUACUUUGAACGUUCUUGCCGCUUCAGCAGUCUACAGAACGCGAUAUUGGAGCUACGUCCGUCAAAAAGGUCUGUCCAUGGGUCUGUCAAUGUUUGGGCAGCACAUCUCCGUCACCAAAACAGCAGGCGAGAUUCUCUUCGACGGAUACGAAGACCCGUUGCUGGAUAUGGCGAAAAGUUUACCAUCCAGUGCUACGGGAGAUGCUCCGCGGGUUGAUCGGUUUGGAUGGUUUUAUGGGAGAAACAAUUCUCUGGACUCAGACGGCUACGUGGAAGUCACAAACGGGCAGGCGAGCGGAACUUUUCCAGGCCAAAUUCUCAAGUGGAACCACGAGGAUCACCUUCCAUUUUACAGUGGGAAAUGCUCUGAAGUAGCAGGCAGUGCCGGUGAGUUCCUGCCCCGAGGCAUGACUGAGCAGUCGCUGCUAAAAAUGUUUGUCCCAGAUCUGUGCCGCACUGUUAACAUGGAGUACAUCGGCAACGCCGAAAAUGGGGGGCUGAAAUACCUUAAAUACGCCCUUAAAGAGAAGGGCUUCGAUUAUUCACCAGCUUCGCCCUCGGAGUCAUGCUUCUGCGACGGGCAGUGUCCUUGGAGUGGCGUCAUGAACGUCUCUGCGUGUCGUUUCAAUUCGCCGGCUUUUGUCACCUUGCCGCAUUUCCUGCAUGGAGAUCCUCGGUUGCUGGACAUGGUCACAGGCAUGGAGCCUGACGCAGAGAAGCAUGAGUUUUUCUUUGGCGUUGAGCCACAAUUGGGAAUUCCGUUAGAAGUAGCUGCGCGGUUUCAAAUCAACGUCUAUAUUGAGCCAAAUCGCAACAUAGCUCUCUACGAAUCAGUUCCUACAAUGCUGUUCCCAGUGUUCUGGAUACAACAAAGAGUCCAAAUGAACGAGGAAAUAUUACACGAACUAAAAACAGUUCGCGCCAUUUUGGACUGGGGCUCGACUGUGUGCGCGGGCGCAGCGUUCGCUUUAGCGGUUAUAGUAGCCAUGGUUACCUGUUGUGGUACAAAACCAAAGUACGUACCGCCUCAUGAGAUGACAUUUGAGAAACCAAAAGACGAGGCUGAACUUAAGUUAAAUCCACAGUACUUUGAAAGUUAAAAAGUUUAAAAGCAUUUUAUUUACUUUGUCAUUAACAAUUUGUUGUUUGAGAUUUUACAGGAAAAGUAACGAGAUUUUUACAGUGUACAAAACAAACAUUAUUUAUUUUACCUAAAAUGCAAGGAUAACGCCGCAGCUACUAUGUAAGAUCCCAAGUAUGUUUUGCGUCAGAAUUAUGUUUUCUGUUGUAUUACCUACGUUAUGUAAUGUAAUAUUUAUAAUAACUGAUAAUCACAACGAAUGCAAAAUUUGCAAAUUAGUAUUCUAGCAAAUAACCAAUUGUUAUCCCAGUAAACCAAUGCCAUAUUGUACAUAAUGUAAUUGUACAUUUCAAGGUUUAAGAUUUUAUACUUAUUUUUUUAAAUUUCUAUGUAGGAUAACCAUGACUAUUUGUAAAUAGAUUUUUAUAUCGUACAUUCCACAUUCUCUGAAUAUAUUUUAGUGUAUGAAUAUUAGAGAUUUAAGAUUAUUUUAAUGCAUUAGACAUUUAUUGUAAUUUAUAGUCUGUGAUAUGAGUUUUCCAAAUGAGUAGAGCGCCUGCUAAAAAAAAAUAUCAAACUAAGAUAGUGUGUGCGUUUGCUGUAAUAUUUUGUUCAGGCGUUUUGGUAUAAUGUAUAAAGUGUUUUAAGCAGCAAUAACGUUACGAAUCUUAGUUGUAAUCUCUAAAUACUCUAUUUGUAUGUAAGAUUUUAGAUUAUUAGAGAUAUUAGCAGGGCUGUGAGUUACAACAACUGUAUUAUGACCACUUUGUAUUUUAUACAAGAAUACUUGAAACAAUGGCGAAUUGAACUGGAGUCAAUGAUUUUACACAAUUUUUUUAUAUAGAAUCAUUGAUAAUAACGUAUUAAAUUAUCAGUACCAUUCAACGCUUGUUAGAAUUAAAAAUAUUGAUUAAAUAUUUUACAAUGAUCAUUUGAUUAUCAUAUUUCACAUGACAAUUACAUUUUUUCAAUUUAGUAUAUUAUUAAAUUUGUUUGAAUGCUUGUGUUGUAAAGGUCGAACAGGCUGAAAGAUAUGUUUGCCACA